AUGGCCAGUGCGCAACCUCGUGAGGAACCAUGGUUUUGCUUUGGUUCUCGCGGGGCUCGACAUAGCACCCGUCUUCCUGGGUCCCUUUGGGCCGCAGGCAUCGACGUGCUCAGAACAUCUUCCAACGUCGGCCUUUCAAUGGCCCUGGCGUCUGGGAUGAUCUUGGAUGGUCAGGGGAACCCUUGUCAACCCCAUCAACUCCUGGCCGUGGUCACAAGGGCAGAGGUAUCAGUUGUGGCUCAGAGUGACACUUCAAAUCCGCGCUGCUUCCAGCGGCUCGUCAUCAUGGUCGGUCCCACGACAGCGAGUCGUGCCAAUGUGAAGAGGAGAUCAACCCAGCUUGCUGUCUUGGUCGUUGGAUUUUUGUGCGCCCGGCUGGGCGUAUCCUUCAUGCUGCCUGGAGCACCAAAGGACGAGUCGACGCGCCGAAACGUCGUGGCCGGCGUGGCCGCCACGCUGGGCUUGGCCGGCGCAGAGUCGGCACGGGCCUUCGGGGAUUCGCCGGAUGACUGGUUUGGCUACUACAGCGAUCCACAACACCCCGGCUGCACGCGGAAGAUCGAAUACGAUGGCUACGGCCCCAUGGUGGUCACUGGAACUGAUGGCAAUCCUGGAUGCCUGGGCCGAGGUCCAGUGAAAGCCUUCAGAAUCUAUCCGACCUACGAGCCGGGCAAGGACACCCUGAUCUUCGACUUUAGCUCCAAGGGCGGCCCAGCCAACGUCGAGGGAAAGUGGGACGGCACCGGCAUCGUCUUCCCAGACGGCAACAAGUGGAAGCGCACCAUUGAGCGAUGAGUUUGGACGCCAUUUCUGAGUCUGGAAUUGUUUAAGGUCGAAAGUCAUAGCAUCAGAGUUGAGCAUUUCUUCUUUUCAUUUUUCAUAGACUUCAAUCGUUCACUUACUAGAAUAUGUAUGAAUAGGUAGGUAAGAGUUAAAUCACCAAGCAGAUCGCCAUCAAUUCUUGUAUCAGCUGCAAUCGCAGUUCGGAAUCUUCGUUUAGCACCAUCAGUGUGCAAGACCUACUCACCUACGAGCUGCGAGGAAAA
Messenger RNA from Cladocopium goreaui, 1046 nucleotides. The record is from the annotation of a GenBank genome assembly. NCBI's taxonomy places the organism in Eukaryota, Dinophyceae, Suessiales, Symbiodiniaceae.